Messenger RNA from Octopus bimaculoides (California two-spot octopus), 396 nucleotides. RefSeq lists its product as uncharacterized. Lineage: Eukaryota; Metazoa; Mollusca; Cephalopoda; Octopoda; Octopodidae. Gene Ontology annotation, biological process: regulation of transcription by RNA polymerase II. Gene Ontology annotation, cellular component: chromatin; PcG protein complex; transcription regulator complex. The record is from RefSeq and is a predicted model, not a curated record. Gene Ontology annotation, molecular function: DNA-binding transcription factor activity, RNA polymerase II-specific; RNA polymerase II cis-regulatory region sequence-specific DNA binding.
AUGAAUGUGUUGCUGGAGUUUAGGAAUAUACACAAGCCUGUUCAUACUGGAGAGAAACCCUAUCACUGUAAUAUUUGUGGUGCAUCAUUCUCUAACCGAAGUGCCUUAAAUUCUCACAAACGUGUUCAUACAGGAGAGAAGCCGUAUCAGUGUAACAUCUGUAGCAAAUCAUUCUCACAUAGUACUUCUUUAACAACUCACAAACGUAUUCAUACAGGAGAGACGCCAUUUUCCUGUAAUAUUUGUGGUAAAUCAUUCCCUCAAAGUAGUGCUUUAACUUCUCAUAAACGUAUUCAUACAGGAGAGAAGCCAUAUCACUGCAACAUCUGUAACAAAUCUUUCUCUUUCAAUAGUAGCCUAGCCAAUCACAAACAAUAUCAGAUGACAUUGGAAUAA